AUGAUCUACUCGCAGGCCUUCCGCAACGAGCAGUUCAGUCCUGCUGUCGCGUUAUUCUCUGCGGCAGGCUCAGCACCACACAGCGUAAGUUUCAUCCUUGUAAAUUUUCUUUCGCAACAGUAG
Messenger RNA from Strongylus vulgaris, 123 nucleotides. The record is from the annotation of a GenBank genome assembly. Lineage: Eukaryota; Metazoa; Nematoda; Chromadorea; Rhabditida; Strongylidae.